GUAUCGAAGAGCGAUAGCCUUGCGGUGACUAGUGUACCGCAUUAGUGACACGGGACAAACAUCCAGGAUAAAUAACAAAGAACUUGAUAAUUUUGAUCCUUCCUUCAUUAAGUAAUGUCUGAGCUGAAUUCAGUUGUUCAUGAGGAUUUUGGUCCGAAUUUUCGCGUUCUCAAGAGGAAUGACCAGACAUGUGAACUACAGACAAUAAUUCGUGACAGGAACACUAGUCGGAAUGAUUUCAAAUUUUAUGCUGACAGAUUGAUUCGUCUUGUGAUUGAAGAAAGUUUGAACCAACUUCCUUACACACCUUGCACAGUUGUAACUCCCAUAGGUUUUCCAUAUGAUGGCUUGCAGUUUGAAAAGGGAAACUGUGGAGUAUCAAUUGUCAGAAGUGGAGAAGCAAUGGAACAGGGACUUAGGGAUUGCUGUAGAUCAAUGAGAAUUGGGAAAAUUUUGAUCGACUCAGAUCAUGAUACCCAUGAAGCUAAAGUUGUUUAUGCCAAGUUUCCUGAAGACAUUGCCCAAAGAAAAGUUCUUCUUAUGUAUCCAAUCAUGAGCACCGGCAAUACUGUCGUUAAAGCAGUUAGCGUUCUAAAGGACCAUUCGGUGCUGGAGGAAAAUAUAGUCCUUGCUAACCUUUUCUGUACUCCACCAGCUACCCAAACAAUAGUAACAGCCUUUCCUCAGAUGAAAAUCUUGACUUCUGAAAUUCAUCCAGUUGCACCUAAUCACUUUGGACAGAAAUACUUUGGAACUGAUUAAAUACAAUUUGACAAACA
Messenger RNA from Daphnia carinata, 779 nucleotides. RefSeq names its product uracil phosphoribosyltransferase homolog (gene kri). Lineage: Eukaryota; Metazoa; Arthropoda; Branchiopoda; Diplostraca; Daphniidae. The coding region runs from base 115 to 762 and encodes 215 amino acids. The transcript is spliced from 6 exons. The record is from RefSeq and is a predicted model, not a curated record.